CUGCCUUCACAGUUCUCUAAACUUUCCCAGGAGCAGGAGAAAAUGAACACAGCCCAGGGAUUGGUGUUGUUCGAGGAUGUAUCGGUGGACUUCACCCAGAAGGAGUGGCAGUUGCUGGACCGUACUCAGAGGCUCCUGUACAGGGAUGUGAUGCUGGAGAACUACGGGCACCUGGUGUCCCUGGGUCACUGUGUUUCCAAACCUGAGCUGAUACUCAAGUUGGAACAAGAAGAAGAACCGUGGAUAUUAAAAGGACAACUCGCAAGUGAGAGCCACCCAGAAGUCCAAAGAACCAAUAACAUGGAAGAGAUAAGCCAAGAAAAUGAAGACAAGUAUUUGAGGCAAGGUUUAUUCAUCAACAACAAAACACUGACUGAGGAGAGAAAUAAGACCUUCAGAGAAACACUUAAUAUGACCACAAAUCCAGUGCCCUCAAAAAAAAUAUCCCAUCAAUUAAUAGAAGCAGUGUGA
Messenger RNA from Physeter macrocephalus (sperm whale), 471 nucleotides. RefSeq names its product RB-associated KRAB zinc finger protein. NCBI's taxonomy places the organism in Eukaryota, Metazoa, Chordata, Mammalia, Artiodactyla, Physeteridae. The record is from RefSeq and is a predicted model, not a curated record. Gene Ontology annotation, biological process: regulation of DNA-templated transcription. The transcript has 5 exons. The coding region runs from base 43 to 471 and encodes 142 amino acids.